ACCAUAUGCGGCUCCUCCCCAAUCGUAGCCUGUUGUAAAGAUGGCGUCCAUCAUGGAGGGGCCGCUAAGCAAGUGGACUAACGUCAUGAAAGGCUGGCAGUACCGGUGGUUUGUUUUGGACUACAACGCCGGGCUCCUGUCGUACUACACGUCCAAGGACAAAAUGAUGCGAGGAUCCAGAAGAGGCUGCGUGCGACUCAGAGGAGCUGUGAUCGGCAUAGAUGACGAGGACGACAGCACAUUCACCAUCACUGUGGACCAGAAGACUUUCCACUUUCAAGCUCGAGAUGCAGACGAACGUGAAAAGUGGAUCCACGCCUUAGAGGGAACCAUCCUACGUCACACCCUCCAGCUCCGGGAGGCUGAGACAGGACUCGUUCCGAGUGUGCAAGACUUCGACAAGAAGCUAGCUGAAGCUGACGCCUACCUACAGAUCCUAAUCGACCAGUUGAAGCUGUUUGAUGAGAAGAUCAAGGACUGCAAAGAGGAUGAAUCACGCAGAAAAAUAGAAAAUUUGAAGGAGACUACUUGUAAUAUGGUAGAGUCCAUCAAGCACUGUAUUGUUCUGCUGCAAAUUGCCAAGGACCAAAGUAACGAACAACAACACGCAAACGGACUUAUAAGCACGAUCAACCCAGUGGAUGGGAUCUACCAGCCCCCCCUGGACCCUGUAGUAAACACCACAAUGCCAACACAGACCACACUACCUACAGACGCUUCUCAGGUGUGUAAAUCAGACCAACGACCCUCCACGUUGCCUGUUGGUCCCGUGGUCACAGUGAUGGGGAGUCUGCAGACCCCAACUCCCAACAGCACAGGGAGUGGCCCGUCCGGCCCCAGCAGCGGCGUCGCCUCUCCAACUCACAUCCCCCUACCCUCACACUCAGUGCCAGACUUCUCCUACUCCUCCAGCGAGGAUGAGUUUUAUGAUGCUGACGAGUAUUACCAGAGCAGCACUUCACCCAAACACUGCGCAGAUACCUCAGGGCCUUCUGCUGCCUCCACCGCCGCUAACGAAGAGACAUCGUUAAAAAGGCCCGGAACCACAGAGUCCCUCAACUCAACCAUGUCGAAUGGCACCACAGAUGCAGACAUGUUUGACAGCCAUGAUGACCGUGAUGACGAUGGUGAGGGAGAGUCUGUGGAAGAGCACAAGAGCGUAAUCAUGCAUCUGCUCUCACAAGUUCGUUUAGGCAUGGACCUCACUAAAGUGGUCCUGCCUACUUUCAUCCUAGAGAGGAGAUCCUUGUUGGAGAUGUAUGCAGACUUCUUUGCACAUCCUGAUUUAUUUGUAAGUAUCGCCGACCAGCCGGAGCCCAGGGAACGCAUGGUUCAGGUGGUGAAGUGGUACCUGUCCGCUUUCCAUGCAGGCAGGAAAGGCUCAGUGGCCAAAAAACCUUACAACCCGAUCCUGGGUGAAGUCUUCUUCUGCCACUGGGAUCUUCCAAAUGAGAAAGAAGAAGCUUCUACACCUGCGGAGUCGGUAUCAGAUGGUCCAGUUCCCUGGUCUUCUCCCAGCAGUGUAUGUUUCGUGGCAGAGCAGGUCUCUCACCACCCACCCAUUUCUGCAUUUUACGCGGAGUGUUUAAGUAAGAAGAUCCAGUUCAAUGCUCACAUCUGGACGAAGUCAAAGUUCCUUGGCAUGUCUAUAGGUGUCCACAACAUCGGUCAAGGUUGUGUGUCAUGUUUGGAGCAUGAUGAGCAUUACAUCCUCACCUUCCCUAAUGGAUAUGGCAGGUCAAUUCUGACAGUGCCGUGGGUGGAGUUGGGUGGAGAGUGCAACAUAUCCUGCUCCAAGUCAGGCUACAGCGCCAACAUCGUGUUCCACACCAAACCUUUCUACGGCGGGAAGAAGCACAGGGUCACAGCAGAGAUUUUUGCGCCAAAUGACAAGAAAUCUUUCUGCUCCGUUGAAGGAGAAUGGAACGGAGUGAUGUAUUCCAAGCUGGCAACUGGAGAGAACACAACGUUCAUAGACACUAAGAAAAUGGGCAUCAUCAAGAAGAAAGUGAGAAAACUGGAGGACCAGCUUGAGUACGAGUCCCGGAGACUAUGGAGAGACGUGACCCUGAACCUGAAGCUUAAAAACAUCGAUGCAGCAACUGAGGCCAAACAUCAUCUGGAGGAGAAGCAAAGAGCCGAGGCUAGAGAGAGGAAGGAGAAGGAGCAGCAGUGGGAAACUAGGCUGUUCCAUGAGGACGGGGAGUGCUGGGUCUACGACGAGCCGCUAUUAAAGAGAUUAGCCUCUCAAAGGCACUGAGAACGCCACGCCGCUCUGAUGAACACAGAAGUGCAAAAAGAAAUCUGCACAGACACAAGAGUCUUCAUAAGAACUCUUUUGCAAAAAAAAAAUACAAACAAAAAAAAAAACACUUCUUACUCAAGCCUUGGGAUGACUGAUUGAACCUGUACACUGCUUUGCAUCUGACUGUAUAAAAAAUGGAAAUGAAUGAAAGCAUCAGAGAUGUAAACAUGAGCUCUUCUCCUUACUUGGGCAAUUUCCUCUUCGCUGGCCAUUGAUCCCAUCCCUUUCUCUUCUCCCCUACGUGAAACUCGGCACCGCUGGGAGGGGAGGCAAGAGUCGAGCAUCAGCUUUACAUCCACACUCCAUGAUCCAGAGAAGCACUUGUUUUCCAAAAUACACGUUUCUUUGUUUCAUUAUUUAAGGGGGAGCAAGAGGUUUGUGGUUGAUGGUGUACAAUUAAAGUGAAGCUUGAUAAAAUAACCGGCGCUCUACAUCUCAGGGAAUCUGACUGAGGAAAGAAAGCUGCUGCACCCUCCCAGAGUCUGACAGCCUUAUAACAGUGGAGCGGAUCGAUCCUAAAGCGGCGGGAGAGAACUUCUCUGCUUGCCUGCAACUAGUUCAAACUGAUCUUUAUAUAUAGAUAUACAUAUAAGGAAAAUACAUAUUCUUUUUUUAUUUCCAAUUUUUUUUGUUCUGUUUUUUUCUGGCAAUACUAUAAAACUAUUGGGGAUAUGAACAUGAUGGCUUUCCGUCUUUUACGAGUCAUUCCAUUUUGCUUUUCAUCGUUUUGUUUUUAUGUCAGCGUGGCAUUUUUUUUUUUUUUUUUUUUUUUUUUUGUAUCUUUAGUGUUACCCAGAAGCAAAACAUGAGCCAUGGCAUCUAAAUCCACUGAUUAGGAGAGGUGAGAUAUAUAUAUAUUAAAGGAAUAUAUGCAAUUCAAAGUUUCAGUGCCAGUUAUGCCAAAAAAAGAUUUUAAAGGGUUAAAGAAAAAGAGAGCGGAGGGAUUUUGAGCUGCACAGCAAACAGUAACCAGAAGGCAUUCCUGAACAAAACGGAUUGUUUACAUGUUGUUCUUUCUCCAUAGAGAGGAUGUAAAGUCUCCCAUUUGUCCUGCAGAUCAUCUUCUCAUCUUGAAGCUCUCUCAAAGUGAGCCAAUAGAGUAGACUCAUCCGACUGGUUUCUGUUGUUUAAUAUUUUUGUGGUUUUACAUCCAGAUCCACACGUUGGUCAAUACUAAGCCUUUCGAUCACUGACUCACUGCUGAUUUUACUAUUUAAAACUGUAGUUUGGAUCUGAAUUUGGGGGUAAAAAAAAUCAUCAGAACAUGCUGAACAACGACAAAAACAACCCCUCUUAUUAGUAGUUGAAGAGUUAAUUAUCAAUUGAUGCAAAGACAAAAAAAAACUUGAUAUGAUCUAGAAAUUUACUACUGAUACUGAAAUUUCAGUGACAUCAACAUAAAUGAAAAGGCCUUUGUAAUUGUCCACCUGGUCUUAAGCUCAAUUUGAAGCUUUGCUUCUGUCUUUUUUGCUCUCCAUGUUUUUUGUAUAAGUUGUUGAAUAGAGGCCUUGCCUUUCAUUUCAGUAUUGCCUGAUAGAAGCAAUCAAAACAAAUGUAUUUCUUUUUUUAUUUCCUUCUCAUCAUAACCAUUGAUUGUAUCUGACUCUCCUGAUAAUUGAAACAUUAUAUUAAAUCUCUGAGAGUUAUUUUCUGUCA
Messenger RNA from Poeciliopsis prolifica (blackstripe livebearer), 3961 nucleotides. It is a transcript of the gene osbpl9, whose product is annotated as oxysterol binding protein-like 9. The record is from RefSeq and is a predicted model, not a curated record. The transcript is spliced from 24 exons. Gene Ontology annotation, molecular function: sterol binding. The coding region runs from base 41 to 2260 and encodes 739 amino acids. NCBI's taxonomy places the organism in Eukaryota, Metazoa, Chordata, Actinopteri, Cyprinodontiformes, Poeciliidae. Gene Ontology annotation, cellular component: cytosol; membrane; intracellular membrane-bounded organelle.